Messenger RNA from Lucilia cuprina (Australian sheep blowfly), 2150 nucleotides. Its product is annotated as phenoloxidase 2-like. Bases 55 to 2112 code for a protein of 685 amino acids. NCBI's taxonomy places the organism in Eukaryota, Metazoa, Arthropoda, Insecta, Diptera, Calliphoridae. Gene Ontology annotation, molecular function: oxidoreductase activity. The transcript is spliced from 3 exons. The record is from RefSeq and is a predicted model, not a curated record.
UCACUCAGUGUUGUUUUUUUAGGAAAAGUUUUAUAAAUUUUACAAAUAUCUAAAAUGGCCGAUAAAAAUAAUUUAUUGCUGUUGUUCGAGCGUCCCAAUGAGCCUGUGUUCAUGGAAAAGGGUAAAACCAUUACGGUUUUCGAUAUACCCGACAAGUUUUUAACCGAACGUUAUCGUCCUAUUGGUAGCGAGGUGCAAACGCGUUUUGGUGAAAAGGCUGAAAAACGUAUUCCCGUACGUGAUAUAUCAUUGCCUGAUUUGCGCAUACCCAUGUCUUUGGGUCGCGAAGAACAAUUUUCAUUGUUUAUUCCUCGUCACAGACGUAUUGCUGGUCGUUUGAUUGAUAUUUUCAUGGGAUUACGUUCAAUUGAUGAUUUGCAGAGUGUUGCUGUUUACGCUCGUGAUCGUUUAAAUCCAUUCCUUUUCAAUUAUGCUCUCUCUGUGGCUUUGUUGCAUCGUCCUGAUACCAAGGGUUUGGAUUUGCCUUCAUUUGCUCAAAAUUUUCCCGAAAAAUAUGUUGACUCUAAAGUAUUUCGUCAGUUGAGAGAAGAAGCCUCAGUUGUCUCAGAGGGCAAUCGUAUGCCGAUUGUUAUACCUAGAGAUUACACUGCCUCCGAUUUGGAACCGGAACAUCGUUUGUGGUAUUUCCGUGAAGAUUUGGGCAUUAAUCUACAUCAUUGGCAUUGGCAUUUAGUAUAUCCUUUCGAAGCUGGUGAUCGUUCUAUUGUUGACAAGGAUCGUCGUGGAGAAUUACUUUAUUAUAUGCAUCAACAGAUCGUAGCUCGUUACAAUAUGGAACGUUUCAGUAAUAAUUUGGGACGUGUUGGUAGAUUAAAUAAUUUACGUGGUCCAAUUCCUGAAGGAUAUUUCCCAAAAAUGGACUCUUUGGUAGCAAGUCGUGCAUGGCCACCUCGUUUCGACAAUACUGCCCUUUCUGACUUGGACCGUGAAUUGGAUCAAAUUAAGUUGGAUAUUUCUGAUUUAGAGAGAUGGCGUGAUCGUAUUUUUGAUGCUAUAAGUCAAGGUUUUGUUGUAGAUGAAACUGGUAAUCGUAUUGCUUUGGAUGAACAGCGUGGUAUUGAUAUUUUGGGUAAUGUUAUGGAAUCAUCUACCAUUUCUCCCAAUCGUGCUUUAUAUGGUGAUCUUCACAAUAUGGGUCAUGUAUUUAUUUCUUAUGCUCACGAUCCUGAUCAUCGUCAUUUGGAAUCAUUUGGUGUAAUGGGUGAUUCUGCCACUGCCAUGCGUGAUCCUGUUUUCUACAAGUGGCACGCUUAUGUUGAUGAUAUAUUCCAAGAACACAAAAUUCGCCUGCCACCUUAUACUUUGCCACAAUUACAAUUUGAUGGUGUUACCAUAUCUGGUGUUCAGGUGGUAGCUGAUGGUGGUCGUCCAAAUAUUCUGUCUACAUUCUUCCAACAAUCUGAUGUUGAUCUAUCUAGAGGUAUGGAUUUCGUUCCCCGAGGAAAUGUUUUUGCUCGUUUUACGCAUUUGCAACACACUCCCUUCACCUAUACGUUAAAUGUGAAUAAUGCCAGUGGAGCUCAACGUUUCGGUACAGUGCGUAUAUUUUUGGGACCUAAAACCGAUGAGAGAGGACAACAGUGGUUGUUUAGAGAACAGCGCUUAAUGAUGGUAGAAUUGGAUAAAUUUGUUGUAGCAUUAAAUCCGGGUCAAAAUACUAUUCGUCGUCGUUCUACUGAUUCUAGCGUUACCAUACCAUUCGAUCGUACUUUCCGUAAUUUGGAUGAAAAUCGUCCUGCUGCUGGUUCUGCUGAAGAGUUGGAAUUCAACUUCUGUGGUUGUGGUUGGCCACAACAUAUGUUGAUUCCCAAGGGUCUACCCGAAGGAUUGCGCUGUGAACUUUUUGUCAUGGUGUCCAACUACGAAGAUGAUCGUGUUGAUCAACAAUUAGUUGGUUCCUGCACUAAUGCUGCUUCCUAUUGUGGUGUUCGCGAUCGUCUUUAUCCUGAUCGUCGAGCCAUGGGUUUUCCUUUCGAUCGUUUGGCUCGUGAAGGUGCUGAUCGUUUGAUUAAUUUCUUGACUCCCAAUAUGAGUAUUUUAGAUGUUGUCAUACGUCACGAUCCUAACAGAGUCGUUCAACGCCAAAAUUAAUUGAUUGCUGUUUGAAUACAUUCAUUUAUUGUCAUGUA